Molecule: messenger RNA, 3849 nt
Organism: Pipistrellus kuhlii (Kuhl's pipistrelle)
Lineage: Eukaryota; Metazoa; Chordata; Mammalia; Chiroptera; Vespertilionidae
Gene: TMEM87B
Product: transmembrane protein 87B
Exons: 19
Coding region: 117-1751 (544 amino acids)
Biological process (GO): retrograde transport, endosome to Golgi
Cellular component (GO): membrane; Golgi apparatus
Source: RefSeq, a predicted model, not a curated record
CGCUGCCUCUCCCCCGCCCGGUCCGCUUCCCGGUCGGAGCAACAUCGCCUUCGGGCGGGGCGACCUGGAGCGGCCGCCCAGCGGGUGUCCCGGGCCCAGGUGGCUUCUGAGUCAAGAUGGCUGCCGUGCGCCGCCCGUCGGCCGGGCCUCUGCUGCUGCGCGCAGCGCUCUGCCUGCUGUGCUGCGGCCCCGCGGCCGUGCGCGCCGUCCCUGAGCCCGGGCGCUGGGCAGCGACGAUCAGCGACAAAUCAGGACCUUUGAUAUUUAGAAAAAUUAUGUUUAAUUCCACUGACAUCAAGUUUUCUGUUAAAUCAUUCUAUUGUCAAGAGCCUGUGAAGUUUACCAUAGAGUGGUAUUUGAAGCAUUACACUUGUCAAAAUGAAUAUGAUAAGCUGGAUGAGCAGUUAUCAAAGCCUGAAAGUGUUGGCAGAGACUAUUGUGUUAAUUAUUUGAAGAACAGUGAAUGUUGGACAACAAAAAAUGAAAACAUAGAUUGCAACAGUGACUUACAGGUGUUUCCCUCAUUAUAUAAUAAAGAACUAAUUUCAAAUAUUGGGAAUGUUUCAAACCAGGAAGAACAAAUGGAUGUUGUUGCAAGAACACAUAAAGAUGGGUUUCACAUCCUUAUUGUUUCUAUUAACACGGAAAAAAUCAAUGCAAAAUGGAAUUUGAAUGUUUCUCUUUCUAUGAUGGGGCCGAAAGGAUAUCUCUCUGCAUCAGAUUGGCCUCUCAUGAUUUUUUACAUGGUGAUGUGCAUUGUCUACAUUUUAUAUGGCUUGCUCUGGCUGAUAUGGUCUGCUUGUUAUUGGAAAGACAUAUUAAGAAUUCAGUUCUGGAUUGCAGCUGUCAUAUUCCUGGGAAUGCUUGAAAAAGCACUUUUUUAUGCUGAAUACCAAAACAUCAACAGCACUGGGCUAUCAACCCAAGGUUUGCUGAUAUUUGCGGAGUUGAUAUCUGCCAUCAAGAGGACACUGGCCCGCCUCCUGGUGAUCAUCAUGAGCUUGGGAUACGGCAUCGUGAAGCCUCGCUUAGGGACAGUCAUGCACCGGGUGAUUGGACUGGGGCUCCUCUACUUCAUCUUUGCAGCAGUCGAAGGCGUGAUGAGAGUUGUUGGGGCCAAUGACUCUGAUCUUGUGCUUCUGGCCAGCCUCCCUCUGUCUCUUCUUGACUCUGGCUUGUGCUGGUGGAUUUUUAUAAGUUCAGCACAAACUAUGAAGACUCUGAGGCUAAGAAAGAACAUGGUGAAAUUUUCUUUAUACAGGCACUUUACAAAUACUCUGAUCUUUGCUGUGCUGGCUUCUGUCGUGUUUAUGGUGUGGACAACUAUGACAUUUAGAUUUGCAAAAUGUCGAUCAGAUUGGAUGGAAAUCUGGGUUGAUGAAGCAUUUUGGAGCUUCCUCUUUUCAAUUAUCCUUAUGGUAAUAAUGUUUUUGUGGAGACCAUCAGCAAAUAAUCAAAGGUAUGCCUUCAUGCCCUUAAUUGAUGAUUCGGAUGAUGAAGUUGAAGAAUACAUGGUAACAUCUGAAAAUUUAACUGAAGGAAUAAAAUUAAGGACCUCAAAAACGGUUUCCAAUGGAACAGCUAAACCACCAACUUCUGAUAAUUUUGAUGAAGAUUUGAAGUGGGUGGAAGAAAAUAUUCCCUCUUCAUUCACAGACGUAGCUCUUCCGGUAUUGGUAGAUUCAGAUGAGGAAAUUAUGACCAGAUCUGAAAUGGCAGAAAAAAUGUUCUCUUCAGAAAAGAUAAUGUGAAACCUGUUUAACAGUGGAGGACUCCCAGGACUAAAGGAGGUCACACAACACGUUUUUAUAGUGUUAUCUUGGAAAUUUAUGUAUUCAAAUUAAAAAUUCAGUGGGCUGAUGGGUUCUGUACCCCUUUUAAGCUGGCUCUUGAAUGUCAGUUUAAUGCCCAUUAAAUUGCCCUACUUAGAAAUCACCUAAGAAAAGUAUUUUGAUAAAACAUAUGUCCCAAAGCCCUAAGCUGGUGGAUGGCAGACGUGUGGAUUGGGUUGUCUCUUUUUUUCUGGAAAAUAUGGCAGUUCCAGAUUGAAGCGUUAUUUUUACAUAAACACUCUUACUAUUCUCCCACUGACCUUUGAGGCAAGUAAAGCAUGGCCAAACACUGCCUCCAUCUCCUGGGUUUAUGGGCACUAGAUGCCAUAGUAAUUUCCUUUGACUUUUAUACUGAAGUGACUUGAUAAUAAGAACGUGGCUAACGCCGGAACAUCGGAUAUUUAUGUGACCAAGGUGCACACAUUUGCACAAGCCCAGUCUGUCAUCACCGUGCUCAUCGAAUCCUGGACGUCUUCGCUCUCUCAGCUCAGUGGACACAGUGCAUGGAGAGAGUGGUCCUGAGGGUCACUUCCAAAGAUUUGCUCGGCCACUGUCCCCCCACUCAGGCUGUAUGUGCGUGUGCUGCUGCUGAACCUGCGGGCAGGAGGCGGACACCUGGCUAGUGGCUCCCUCAGAGCACGCCCUCCCGGCCAGCGGGGCGACCGUGGAGGGAACUAGAACCUUACCUUGUGUGUAAUCUUGCAGAGUACUAAACGGUACUGUACCUCACUGUUAGUCUUGUAAUUAAUGUCUUAACCUUCAACCAUGUUUUAUACAUUAUUUUAUUAUGUGUAACUUGACUUUUUUCUAAUGCAGAACAUUCUAAAUUUGAAAGGCAGUUGAAAGUUGUCUGAUGGAAGUGUGAAUAUUUGCUGCUUUCAUGAUCAAAGCGCUAGUGACCUUUAGAGUAGGAAUUAAAGCUGGAGUCACGUGUCUUUCUUGUGAGUGAAGAACGAUCCCACAGAUUUUGAUUGAGAAGCAUCACAGUACAAACACUUAAAUAUAAUCUUCCUUUUUUAUCUCAUUGUGAGGCCACAAAACAAACUUUUUUUCUUUGGAAUUUACUUCUCAUUUAUCCAUUUCACAGGAGCUAGUAAAAAAAGAUUUAUUUCCAUCCUGAGGUCAGUAGUAAUGUCUCUUAAAAGAUACUGUCAACUUUAUUUUCAGUCGUGAAUAUCAAGCAGCGUUGUACAUUUCCCAGCAUUCAUAUCCUUUCCAAGGGUGUAGUUCACUCUUACCCCAAGUUGUUUCAGACACAGAGGUGACCACUGUCCUCUUCCUAAAAUCUUUACCUAAUGCCACUGCCCAGCUUUCGAGACAGGUUCACUCCCAAAUCAUACAGCUGUAGCUGGAUUCUGAAUGCAGAAUCCUGGGCGUCCGGCCAGCAGGAGCUGCCAGCUAGUGGGGUGGGAAUGGGAACAAUGGCCAGUGUGGGACCGGAAACUGCCUCUGAUGUAACCUCAAUAAGUGUUUAUAAAAACCCUGUGUUCUGCACCUGGAAAAAUAAAUGUUGGACCCUGGAUGGCUUAGCCUGAGGCUGAAAUGCAGGCUUUCCUCAUCACCCAGAGAAAGUAGCUUCCCUCCUGAUGGCUGUCGGAAAUACUGUUUUUUCAAAGGUGUGCACUGUGCCUGUCGCUGCCAGUGAUUAUUGUGUCCUUGGUUGAUACCUGGUGUCUUGAAUCGAGGAUUCCUGUGGAGGGCCUUCUGAACCCCCUCAUGUGAACAGGAGGGGGCGCCCUAGGGGCCACCAUGCAGCCAUCAUCCUGCUUCAGCAUGAAGCUUCCAGGAACUGGCCAUCCAGGUCACAUUAAUUUCUUAGGAUGCCAUCAAGAUGGGCCUUCCUGUUAAGGAAGGGAUCUGAGGGCCAGAGUCCUCUUUUGUUUUUCUAGGCAAAAUGCUUAGAAAAGCAUUUGCAAUUCAUGUUAGAUUUAUAUGCUGUGUAAAAUUAAAAGGGAAUUUUCAUGAUUUUGAGUUAGUUGGUAUCUGCUUUAAAAGAUAGUUAAUUUAUUUCAAAAAU